GAUGAACAACAUGAGGUUCUGGAAGGUGUUGGAGGUCUGUGGUGUGGAGAGCUUUAAAUGAGCUCCAGCUGGUUGACUGCUGUGUUUGUUUCCAUCAGGUGAAGCCAGAAUAAAGAAGCCAACUCCAAAGACUCCUCCUAAACAAGCUCUGCCUCCUCAGAUCCUGCAGUUCCCAGAGGACAUGAAGAUCCUAGCAGGAGAAAAGGUGGAGAUCCUCUGCAAGUUCUCUGGAGCUCCACCCAUCACCUGCACCUGGCUGAAGUUCAGGAAGCCGAUCCAGGAGGACUCCUCGGACAUCUCCAUAGAGAGCUCAGACAGCAGCAGUAAACUGACCAUCAGCAGCGGGCAGCAGGAGCACUGCGGCUGCUACACCAUCGAGCUGAGGAACAGUUACGGCCUCCGUCAGGCUGCCCUCAACCUCACCAUCGUUGAUAAACCCGACCCCCCAGCAAAGGUCCCUGCAGCCUCAGACCUCCGGCGCUCCAGUCUGACCCUGUCGUGGUACGGGCCGACCUACGACGGAGGCAGCGCCGUGCAGACCUACCACCUGGAGAUCUGGGACUCGGUGGGGCAGCAGUGGCAACAGCUGGUGUCCUGCAACAGCACCUCCUACAACAUCCAGAACCUUCUUCCAGAACGACAGUACAAGUUUCGAGUUCGAGCUCAGAACAUUUAUGGCAUUGGAGAGCCGAGCGUCGAGUCUGAAGCUGUAACAGUCGGACUAGUGGACGACGAGAACCAGGAUGAUGCUGAGGCAGAGGAGGAGGAUGAAGAAAAAGAGCCAGAGUACAGAGACGUGACCAUCAGAGCCGAAGUGAAGGUGAAGGAGAUGUACGACGUGGAGGAGCGACUGGGAACGGGGAAGUUCGGUCAGGUCUUCAAGCUGGUGGAGAAAGCCACCAAGAAGGUUUGGGCUGGAAAGUUUAUCAAAGCGUACUCUGCCAAAGAGAAAGAGAACGUCCGACAGGAGAUCAACAUCAUGAACAGCCUCCAUCACCCCAAACUGGUUCAGUGUGUGGACGCCUUUGAGGGCAAGUCGGACAUCGUCAUGGUCCUGGAGAUGAUCUCAGGCGGCGAGCUGUUUGAGCGGAUCAUCGACGAGGACUUUGAGCUCACAGAGAGGGAGGUGAUUAAAUACAUGCUGCAGAUCAUCGACGGCGUCAACUUCAUCCACAAACAGGGGAUCGUCCACCUCGACCUCAAACCUGAGAACAUCAUGUGUGUCAACAAGACCGGCAGCAAAAUCAAACUGAUCGACUUCGGCCUCGCCCGCCGGCUAGAAAACGCUGGAACUCUGAAGGUUCUGUUUGGGACUCCAGAGUUUGUAGCUCCUGAAGUGAUAAAUUAUGAAGCCAUCAGUUACCCCACAGACAUGUGGAGCAUAGGAGUCAUCUGUUACAUCCUGCUGAGCGGUCUUUCUCCAUUCAUGGGCGACAACGACAACGAGACUCUGGCCAAUGUUACCUCAGCAACGUGGGACUUUGAGGACGAGGCCUUUGAUGAAAUCUCUGAGAACGCCAAAGACUUCAUCACCAACCUGCUGAAGAAAGACAUGAAGGCUCGGCUGACCUGCCCUCAGUGUUUUGAACACCCCUGGCUGAAACAGGACACCAAUACCAUGAAGACCACCAAGCUGUCCAAGGAGAGGAUGAAGAAGUACAUCCUGAGGAGGAAGUGGCAGAAAACGGGUCACGCUGUUCGAGCUAUUGGCAGACUCUCCUCCAUGGCCAUGAUGGCUGGAGUUAGUGCCAAGAAGGGCUCGCCCACCGAAGAGGAUAAUCAGUUCCUGGAGUGUUUGGAGUACGAACAAAAGACCGAGUCUAAACCCAGCUUCAGUGUGGUCAUCAAAGAUGUGGAGGUGGUGGAGGGCAGCGCCGCUCGCUUCGACUGCAAGAUAGAAGGAUACCCUGACCCUGAGGUGGUUUGGUAUAAAGACGACCAGCCAAUCAAAGAAACCCGACACUUCCAGAUCGACUACGAUGAAGAAGGAAACUGCAGUCUGGUCAUUUCAGAGGUUUCAGGUGAUGAUGAUGCCAAGUACACGGUGAAGGCCGUCAACAGUCUUGGAGAGGCAACGUGUACAGCAGAGCUCCUGGUGGAGGUGAUGGCUGAAGAGGAGGAAGAGGAGGAGGAGGAAUGAUGUUUCCUGUUGGAGGUUCAGGAGGCCUGCUGCUCCUCUGCCUGUCAGACCUGAACAGGAGAAAAUUUACCCACAGUAAUCCUAAGGGGCUGGAGGUACAUGUGGGCGGAGUUUCUUACACCUGAAUCUGAGCAUGUGCAGAGCUGCAGCUUGACCUCAAACCGAUUCCUCAGCAAAACUGAGGCCCCUGUUUGUUAAAUAAAGAAAUAAAUUGUCAUUAUGACUUAUUUCUUCAAACUUUAAUCUAAUAAAUGACACCAAACAAGACUGAGCAAAACCCACAUCCUCAUCUCACAAAUUCAUUUUCCUUCUAAAUGUGGCGCCGUUUACGGUUUUCCAACACCAGGUGGGCGGGGCACCAGGUGCUCCGCCCACCAGGUGCUCCGCCCACCAUCCUAUGUCCUCUGAGGUCAUAUCAGUGGACUGAUCAGCUUCCUCCAGAUAACCACACAGACACUUCCUGUAGAUUAACCUUCAUUAACUGUAACAGCUCUGGGUUUUACAAGAUUCACAACUCAUCAAAUAUCUUUGUCCCGUGGAGUCUGGAGGUACCUCUCAGCAUGCUCCUGGUACUGGAGCCUGCUUUCAUAUGAUUGGUCAGUUUAUGGAAGCUGCAGAAGGUCCGCUCUCAAACUGAUCUGUGUCCUGAAACCAAGAGAGGGCCAUGAACUCCUCUGUGAUGUCACUGAACUUUUAACAUGUUUAAUCCAUAAUGUCACACUUUGUCCCUGUUUGAUUAGAAAACAAGACGCUGAAACAAUGUUCCAAAGCAUGAAGAAGAGCAUGUUUCCAACACUUUAAACUGUCCUGUUUGCCUUGUUUGAGUGAAGGACAGAGAAACUUCACCACUUCUGUGCCUUAAAGCGGCUCUGAGCCUAAUCUGAACACGAGGCUCUGCAGUGAUCACAUUUAUUCUUCAUUUUCUGUAACUAAGCGGCUCCUGUUGUUAUCGGAGAAUCAGCUUCACUCUUUAUCUGCACAUCAUGUUUCAGCUGCAGGUUUCGAAGCUAUAAUCACGUUUGGCCUCCUGCUGUGAUCCUUAAUGCAUCACGAUCAGAGUUUCUCUGUCGCACUGUGGGAUGUUUUCUUCUUCUGUGGUCUUAAAACUGUUGAUGAAUCAGGAAACUCUUAAACCUCAGCAUUAGUUCCCCAGUUUCUGACUCUAACCGUCACAUAGCUGCAGUUUAAAUGUUUUUAUUGGGUCGUUUUGAAGUCUCUCAGUGUGUCGGCAGAAACUCUGGUUAAACGUCACAUUCCAGCUGUUUGUGUUUGAAUCUUUUCCUAAAAUCUGAUUCCUUUUACAAUCAGACACCAAAGAUGUUUUUUCUGCUAACUCACAGGUGUGUGUAUGUGAGUGUGAGUGUUUCCUCUGCAGUUUUCAACCAUCCUGUUUGUGUGUUUGGAGUCUUUUUAUUGUUAUUUAAUGCACAGAUUUUUAAUUAUAUGAUGAUUCUUCCAGAAGGUGUUGCAGCACUUCAUGUUCCGCCUAUUAAAGCAGAGGUGGACUCACUCUUUGUUUAGUUUUUGUAUUAGAUGUAAGUAGAUUUAAUUACUUUAAUUUUUAUAAAAAUAUACCAGAUUGAUGACCUGUAUGAGAAUACUACGACUGUAGUUACUCACAGAUGCCGAAUAAAUUUUUAUCACAAGA
Molecule: messenger RNA, 3788 nt
Organism: Girardinichthys multiradiatus
Lineage: Eukaryota; Metazoa; Chordata; Actinopteri; Cyprinodontiformes; Goodeidae
Gene: mylkb
Product: myosin light chain kinase b
Exons: 16
Coding region: 182-2140 (652 amino acids)
Biological process (GO): protein phosphorylation
Molecular function (GO): ATP binding; protein binding; protein kinase activity
Source: RefSeq, a predicted model, not a curated record